Molecule: messenger RNA, 3767 nt
Organism: Thunnus maccoyii (southern bluefin tuna)
Lineage: Eukaryota; Metazoa; Chordata; Actinopteri; Scombriformes; Scombridae
Gene: tm2d2
Product: TM2 domain containing 2
Exons: 5
Coding region: 134-835 (233 amino acids)
Source: RefSeq, a predicted model, not a curated record
UCUGAUGACGUCAUAAACGCGAGACGGAUCUGGACGCAAAUAGAAAUAAACCGUCGCAGUCAGCUAGCUACAUGUUCCCGUUAAAUAUGAGUAGCGGCUCUGUAAAGGUUACUGUGGUAUUUUGAGGGUGACAAUGAUUUCAGUGAGCUAUAUUCUGUUGUGCGGGCAGCUUCUCCUGCUACUGACGGUGAUACUGUUACAAUGUCUGGAAGGAAUUCACUCCCAGAACUCGACGACAGCGGAGACACCCGCCACUGUCCCCGGUGAGGGAGCCACAACGCUCCCGUCCACCAAGCAGCCGCCCGUAGUCGUGAAAGAUGACAUAUCGGCGGAGAGUGCGAAUAAUACAGAGGCCUACGAGUACAGACCCCCAUCACCCGUCGUCCUCUGCAGCUAUCUACCGGAGGAGUUCAUCUACUGUCAAGACCCUGUAGAUCAUGCAGGCAACUACAGCGCCUAUCAGGAGAUGGGCCAUGGUUGUGUUGUGUGGGGUGGUCAGACUGAGAGGGAGGUGAACCACACAGAAGUUAUGUGCACUGCACUGGAUGAUAUCGAGUGUGCCGGGCCCAGAGACUUCCUCAGAGGGGACGUACCCUGCAUCAAUCAACAUUGUAGCGGGUGGAUGAAAGAAAGGCCAGAUGGAGGUGGUGGAGGAGAGGUGAUGGGCAGAAACAGGCCAGCAGGUACACCGGACACUAUUUCAUCACCACUCUGCUGUACUCCUUCUUCCUGGGUUGUUUCGGGGUUGAUCGUUUCUGCCUGGGCCACACCGGCACCGCUGUGGGGAAGCUGCUCACCCUGGGAGGACUGGGAAUCUGGUGGUUCGUGGACUUGAUCCUGCUCAUCACUGGCGGCCUGAUGCCCAGCGAUAACAGCAACUGGUGCACCUAUUACUGACAAGGAACAGCAAGAGUCUGAGCACAGACGUUAUCAGUUGCAUAUUGAGGACUGUAGGAUCUUGCCUCAGCCUGCCGUGGUAAUGAAUCUGUGGGCUGGCUUGUUCUGAGGGGAUUUAUAGCUGUGCUGUGCAAAGUGGAGUCCAGUGAGCUCUUCAGGGCUCCAACAAGCUUCCCAGGGGCUCCUAAGUAAAACGAGGAAUAAUUUGAUUUCAUUCUAAUUUAAUUGACUUGGAAUUUUCCACUCUGAGAAUGUAUGAGAAUGACUGUUAUACUCAGAGCGUUCACCAGAGCGACAGUGAAGACCGUUGUUGUGCUUCUUAGUGCUAAAUUGUCAGCUAAGGUCACUUUCACACAUGUAGUUCAGUUCAAAAUGCUCAAAAUGUUGCCUUUUAUUUGUGAUGUGCGUCACAUUCAUACCGACUCACCACAAAUGAACCAAGAGGAGUAAACAUGGAGUCAUACAGACUGACAGACACAUUGAUUGGACAGUUUUGGUGAUGUCAUCCUGCAUCAUUAGCAUUACAUGGACACCCAUUGGGGAAUCAAAAUCUGGUGAAAAUUCUCACACUCGCACGGUGACGCACAUAUGUGUUACUGUGGUUACCGAAUGAUUUGCAUAGAUGUAUGCAUCUCCUGUACAGAUUACCUCCAUGACAGUGGACGAUCAAUCUUCUACUUGUUCACUUUACUUGCACAUCACCAAGUCAUACCUGCUCCUCAGCUUUUUAAUUAAAGGUGCACAUGUGCCUCUGAAAAACCCAGUUUCCCCUGUUGUGAUGGAGAGAAGGAAUCCAAAGUGUCUCAUGUUGUGUUUAUCAGUGUUCACAGUCACAGUGUCCUUUUGAACCUGAACAUCAUUUGGUUCAUUUAGGCCGGUAUGAAAUCUGUCAAUCAAACUCUGGUGCGGACUAAAUAAGAAAAGGAGGCUUUUGAUCCAGUUCCAAACUGAGUCUGGUGCCUUUUUGUUUACGGUGUGAAAGCGAAGCAGACCGACCGCAAGAUUUAGUGAUGAUGGAUACGUGAUUUUUAGCACACAUUCAAAAGCUGAUCUGCUGAUGGCCAGCUGUCAAGGACCCAUUAUAUAACCGCGCUGUGUAAGCAGCACCAGAUAAUUUAGUAACCGUGAUGAGAGCGAGAGUUUUUCCUGAUUCAUCAGAAAGUGAAAGGAAGUUAAAACAGUUGUGUUGAGCUUGUGUUCUUGUGCCAAAGUGAGUGAGAAGAGUGAAACAGAGAGACUACACAGUAACCAUCCCCCCCCCCCCCCCCCCCCCAUACAUAACAACACUGUUAUCACUGACAUGGGAAGCCCAGGAGCAGUAAUGGGCAUACUAGUAACAUAAAUAAACAACAUAAGGUUGCUGCUAUUGGUCACUGAAGUGUCUGUGUGAUGCUGAUGAUGCAGGAUGAAGGAGUUACCUGUCAGUCCAUCGAGACCUCAAGACCAGAAGACUGAAGCAGAGCUGAAAGGAAACAACUGAUCCUGAUCCAAGCGUCAGAGCUUUCACAUGCUGGAAAGUUCAAGGAUUCGAGGAAUGUCUUGCAGGAAAUUAACUUUCAGACUCAAUUUCAUUUCACGUGUCCUUCACACACCGUAGUGGUGAACAUGAUAUCGCACGCUGACCAAGAAUCCUUCGUUCCAGUAGAAAACCGAGCAGUGAUAGUAGAACCGUACGGCCGUGUCCUGCAGGCAACAUCCUACACCGAGUUAUUAUCAGAGCUUUGCCUCUUCAGAUUACUUAAAACCUCAGCUUUGACCCUUCGCUGUCCUCUUCCUCUGGAGGUGGUCUGAAUCCUGUAUUUUCUCUGCUCCUUUAAUGGCUUUCAACAGUACUUAGACUGAUUAACAUUACAGCUUCAGGCAUGUAUGAACACAACUGAAGACGGAUAGAGUUCACACAGAUCACGCUGGUUCGGUGAUGAUUUAGUGUUUUUUUUACUGUUGAGGAAGAUUUUAAAACAGGGCUCAGCUGAUACGUCUGUGCUGUGUGGGAACAUUUCCCGCCUUUGCACUCAGGUGUUCAAAUGUCUCAAACUAAAACAAAUUUUGAUCUUCAUUGACUUUUUUUUUCCUGCGCGACUCAGGUCUCACAUUAAAAACAUUCAAAUCUUCCACUUUGUUAAAUUCCUGGUCUUUAUCUGAACGGAAGGUUUAUGUACUCCUCCAUAGACGGAGCAGCUUUCAUUACCUAAGGAUCCAUAAAACCCUUUUUUUAGGUGUCGUCAUAAAAAGUUGAAGAAGACACGAUGGUGAACGUGUCGACUGUUCUCAUCCAGCAGCAGCAGCAGCAGUAUGCUUUCAGGAGGUAAUAUAUUUUCAGCUGGCUAAACAUCUUUUGUAGAGGGAAGCAUUAAAACACUGCUUUACAUAGUCCACUUAAUUCACAAUAUGGUGGUUCAUUUGCUGUCUUACACACCUUAAAUCUGAAUGUACGUCUUCAUUUCACACUUCAAUCUGAGUCCAGUUGUGCAGAAUUGCCCCAGAGUAUAAGUAGAAAGACGUACUGUGUUAAUACUUGUUUUGAGAAUCUUCUGGAGUCUCUUGGCUUUGUAAGAUACUGUAUAUAAUACUGAAGCUUUUAUAUUCUUUAACUGUACUAUUUAUUUAUUUGCCUCGUCUGUGAAUGUGUUGUCGUACACUUCCUUGAGUUUUAUGUUGAUUUGACAAUGAUUAGCAAUCGGUCAAUGAAUGCUGUUAAUUAAAACAUUAAAAACGUAUAAAAGUGUUUAUUCCAGAUUGUUCUACCGUCGAUCUUUCUGGGCUCUUUUAAAGCUGCAUAUGUGCUCCUGCAAAAACUCCCAAUCCAAGGUGUCUUGUGUUGUAUUUAUCACUGUUCACCAUCAUCAUGAGUCAAUAAAAAGUAUCUGGAA